Messenger RNA from Salmo salar (Atlantic salmon), 6470 nucleotides. Its product is annotated as low-density lipoprotein receptor-related protein 8. The record is from RefSeq and is a predicted model, not a curated record. NCBI's taxonomy places the organism in Eukaryota, Metazoa, Chordata, Actinopteri, Salmoniformes, Salmonidae. Gene Ontology annotation, cellular component: signaling receptor complex; plasma membrane; apical plasma membrane. Gene Ontology annotation, biological process: receptor-mediated endocytosis. Gene Ontology annotation, molecular function: hormone binding; calcium ion binding; protein binding.
CUGAGGCAAGGCAAGGGGGGUUUCGGCCGGCAAAGUAGGCUAACACCGUCGCAUCGCUAGAAGAACGGAUUUUCGGACAGGCUUUGUUUGUGUAUGAGCUCCAUCAACUCCUCCAGAAAUGUGGACGGAUAUAAGGAAACUACUGCUCUUUCAUUUGUUAGUCCUAAAACACUGCUCAAAAGGAACAGAGGCAGAAGAGUGUGAGGAAGGCCAGUUUCAGUGCAAUAACAGAAGGUGUAUACCGACCAUAUGGAGGUGCGAUGACGAUGACGACUGCUCAGACAACAGCGACGAGGAAAACUGUGCCAGGAAGACGUGUGCCCCGGCAGAGUUUGCCUGUGCCAACGGCCAGUGUGUACCAGGCCGCUGGCGCUGUGAUGGGGAACCAGAGUGUCCCGACGGCUCGGAUGAGGCAGACGCCACCUGCAGCAAACAGACGUGUUCUCCGGAGAAGUUUGACUGUGGCGGGUCCACCAACAAGUGUGUCUCGUUGUCGUGGCGAUGCGAUGGCGAGCGGGACUGCGAAAACGGGGCGGACGAGGAGGACUGCGCCGCCGGCAACAAAGCCUGCCCGAAAAGCCAGUUCCAGUGUGCCAACCGCAAGUGCCUGGCACCUGUCUACGUGUGCGACGGCGAUGACGACUGCGGCGACGGCUCUGACGAACUCAAAUGCUCCGACCGCCACUCGCCAACGAACACCUGCAGCCCGCACGAGUUCCGCUGCAACACCUCGGAGUGCGUGCCCGUUAUGUGGAGCUGUGACGGCGACCCCGACUGCCCCGACGGCUCUGACGAGUGGCCGGAGCGUUGCGGCGUUGAAGGUUCACAUCCACGACGCAGGGUGAACUGUACGAUGGAGGAGUUCCGGUGCGCCAACGGGGAGUGUGUGAGGCUGCCGUGGAAAUGUGAUGGCGAUCCGGACUGCAAGGAUAAGUCAGACGAGGCAGAAUGUCCCCUACUGACGUGCAGGCCAGAUGAGUUCCAGUGUGGUGACGGCUCCUGUAUCCACGGUACCAAGCAGUGUAACAAGGUCCAUGACUGUCCUGACCAGAGUGACGAGGCUGGCUGUGUCAACGCCACUAAGUGUGAGGGUCCCUUGAAGUUCCUGUGUAAGAACGGAGAGUGUAUCGACAGCACCAAGGUGUGUGACAACGUCAAGGACUGCAAGGACCGCUCUGAUGAGCCCAAGAAGGAGUGUGGGCUCAACGAGUGCUCACUCAACAACGGCGGCUGUUCUCACAUCUGCCAGGAUCGACCAAUAGGCUACGAGUGCCAGUGUCCUACAGGGUACAAGCUACUGGACAAGAGGACUUGUGGAGACAUUGAUGAGUGUGAGAACUCUAACGCCUGCAGCCAGAUCUGCAUCAACUACAAGGGAGACUUCAAGUGUGAGUGUUACCAAGGCUAUGAGAUGGACCCAGUCACCAAGACCUGUAAAGCAGAAGGGAAGUCUCCCUACCUGCUGUUCACCAACCGCCAGGAGAUCCGUCGGGUAGACCCGGUGAAGAGGGACUACCGCCAGGUGCUUGCCACCCAGAAGAAUGCUGUGGCGCUGGACGUAGACGUGGCUAAUAACCGUCUGUUCUGGUGCGACCGCUUCCACCGUAACAUCUACAGUGCUCUGAUCCCAGAGGCAGGUGACCCUUCCCAGCAGGUGACCCUGGUGGACUCUGGCUCUCUCCUCUCCCCCGAGGGCCUGGCCCUGGACUGGGUCCAACACAACCUCUACUGGACCGACUCGGGCCACAAGACCGUCUCGGUGGCCUCGGCCUACGACGGCCUAAAGAGGAGGGUCCUGGUGGACACGGAGCUCAGCGAGCCCAGAGCCAUAGCGCUUGAUCCACAGCAUGGGUUCAUGUACUGGACUGACUGGGGAACCCGGGCCAAGAUAGAGAAGGCAGGGAUGAACGGGGUGGACCGACAAGUCCUGGUGUCAGACAACAUCGAGUGGCCCAACGGCAUCACCCUGGACGUAGCCAACAGGCGUCUUUACUGGGUAGACUCCAAGCUGCACCUGAUCUCCAGUGUGGACUUGAACGGGGCUCAUCGCAGGACACACCUGUCCUCCUCAGAGAGACUGGGACACCCCUACGCACUGGCCGUGUUCGAGGACCGUAUCUACUGGACAGACCGGGAGAGAGAGGCGGUGUACAGCGCUAACAGGCUAACCGGCCAGGACAUCAGCACAGUGGCCGAGCACCUCAAAGACCCUCACGACAUAGUGGUCUUCCACCCGCUCCGCCAGCAACCAGGCCCAGACAGCUGUAACCUGGGCAGUGAGGACAACGGUGGCUGUGAGUACCUGUGUCUCAAAGCCCCCCAGAUCACAGAGCACUCCCCCAAAUACACCUGCGCCUGCCCCACAGGACAGGACCUGGGCCCCGAAAUGCGUGCCUGCAUGCCAGCAAAUGAGACUACUACCACGUCAUCGCCUGUGGCCAUCACCACGGCCGCCAACGACAAGGACUCCCCUCGCACUUCUGGGUCGUCCCAGGCAGACGCCGGGGUGCCCCACCUCAUCCCAGUCCCCUCCAGCACCCCAGAGCCCCCCCCUAGCUCAAAAUCUGGGGUGGAGGAGAAGGAAGGCCGGGGUUUGGAUCCCACUGCUGUCACCAAAAACAUGGUCACCUCCACCACAAUAGGCUUCGUCGUCAAGGACGACAGCAACCUCUCCCACCACUCUGGAAGUGAGCAUUUCCUCCUGGGUGAGAACCUGACAGUGGCAGUUCUGGGAGUAGUGAUCCCCAUAGUUCCUAUUGUUGCCACAGUGAUCUUCGGCCUGCUCUGCACCGGCGUCUACCUGGUUUGGCGGAACUAUCGCCAGAACGCCACCAAGAGCAUGAAUUUCGACAACCCUGUCUACCGCAAGACCACGGGCGAGGGCGAGGAGGACGAGAUUCACAUCGGCCGGACGGAUGGCAUCAUGGGCGGCCACCACGGGCACCACCCGUACCCGGCCGGGGUGGGGUGUGGCGUAGUCGGCGGGGGCGGAAAUACAUGCCCACAGUUCAUUGCACUGCCACUGGGUGGCAGUAUGCCUGAUCCGGGGACUCAUUGGUACACGGAGCAGCCUAUGCUGUCUACUACGGCGAAGUGAGUAUGGAGACAAGACAAGAUGGCCGCUCAGGAGGUUAAUUUUCAAGAUGGCUGCCGCUCAGGCACACGCACACACAGUACUGAGGUUACGGGUCACUCAACCUGACUAACUGUUGAAUGGAUGGACAUAUGAUGUUAUGAUAUCAUCACAUCCAGCCAUUCAAGUCCAUGAUGUGCCAGUUCAUUACACAGGAUCGACAGUUUUACACUUUCUACGUUUUUUAAAUGUGAUGUCAGAGUUUGGGUGGGUUCCAUUUGAAUUCCUGUCAAUUUAGAAAAUUGAUAAGAAUUCAGUUCAUGAAUUCUCUACGUAUCAAUUGAAUUUAGAUACAUUUCCUCACUGGACUUGAAAAGGAGUCAACUCCAAUUCUGUUUUUCAUCCACUUUUGAUCAGUCUAAGCAGUAUUGAGCUGUGUUAUAUGUCUCACGUUUAAGGGCGAAAGGAGUUCCAAAAUAUUAUUUUAUUCCUUGACGUUUUAAAUUUAGGCUCUCGAUUUUAUUUCCCUGGUGGAACCUCAUUUUCUGGAGAGACUUUUUAGGAGGAGGUUUAAACCACGGCAGCACCUUAGUAGAUGGGACAAUCUGUACGAUUUUAAGAUAUUAAUUCAACAUGUUUUAUUGCUCACCUCAUUAUUACUAAAGAUGUCAUAGUGUUUAGUUAUUCUGGUCAGGGCAUUUGUCUUGGAGUGGAGUGAAAGGUUUAAGAGAGAGGUUGCUGUGUGUGGGCUUGUGUGUGAGUGUGAUUUUUCUUGUCUGUCCCAGCAUUUGUGUGUGCAUUUACGUGUGUGUAAGCCUCUGUGUGUACUUUCUCUCACCAUUGGAGAGGAGUUUUCAAAGCAUCCUUGUUGAUGUCCUGUGAAGUACAGUUGAGCCUGUGGCAGAAACCUCUUUGAUGUUUUCUUUAUUGAACCACAAAGGCUAUUAGAAGGCAAGCAGGGCAUAGGAGGGUCAAGGAGAGAUUUUGGUGGGAUCCAAGAAAACUGAAGGCUUAGCGAGAGAAGCCUUUCUAAUUAUUAAGGGUGGCCUGGAUUUAUAGGCCCAGUGAAAAUACAUCUAACUAGCAGCUAAUGGCCAAGGGUAUCUGUGUUAGGCAUGAUAAUGACAACAGAGUUGGCUAAAACAGAAAUAGCUAGCUUUCUGGCUAGCAGGCUGUUUAUCAAGGCUAAAGCAGAAAUAAAUAGCUUUCUGGCUAGCAUGCUGUUUAUCAAGGCUAAAGCAGAAAUAGCUAGCUUUCUGGCUAGCAGGCUGUUUAUCAAGGCUAAAGCAGAAAUAAAUAGCUUUCUGGCUAGCAUGCUGUUUAUCAAGGCUAAAGCAGAAAUAGCUAGCUUUCUGGCUAGCAGGCAGUUUAUCAAGGCUAAAGCAGAAAUAACUAGCUUUCUGGCUAGCAGGCUGUUUAUCAAGGCUAAAGCAGAAAUAGCUAGCUUUCUGGCUAACAGGCUGUUUAUCAAGACUAAAGCAGAAAUAGCUAGCUUUCUGGGUAGCAGGCUAAUGUGUUUCUAGGCUAAACCAGAAAUGGCUAGUGGCUACCAGGCUAAUUGUUAGCUAUUCUUCUUCUCUCCUUUUUAGCUGUUUUCCAUGGCCAUAGGGUAUGUGGUUGGUAAAUGUGUCAUCUGUUUUUGAUGAUUUUAUUCUCCCAUCUGCUCUCUUUGUCAGUAAACUCACACACACACACAGUCACUCACCCUCGAUAGAUCACACACAGGCAUGCAUAUUCACUCACCCUUCGCAAGCACUCCACAAUGCCCCUGUCCUCGUUCUUUGAGCAGAUGUCAUUGUGAGCUUUCAUACAGGAGGACCUCAGUAGGAGGUCUUUCAUACAGGAGGAACUCAGGAGGAGGUUUAUCAUACAGGAGGAACUCAGGAGGAGGUUUAUCAUACAGGAGGAACUCAGUAGGAGGUCUUUCAUACAGGAGGAACUCAGUAGGAGGUUUAUCAUACAGGAGGAACUCAGUAGGAGGUCUAACAUACAGGAGGACCUCAGUAGAAGGUCUAACAUACAGGAGGAUCUCAGUAGGAGGUCUAUCAUACAGGAGGAACUCAGUAGUAGGUUGAUUGCUGACAAAAGGCUCCUGUCAGGUGAUUUGGUGGCCGAGGCCACGUGGCAGAUUUAGACUUCGUCCCAAAUGGCACCCUAUUCCCUUAAUAGUGCACUACUUUUGACCAGGACCCAUAGGGAAACCCAUAGGGCUCUGGUCAAAAACCCAUAGGGCUCUGGUCAAAGGUAGUGCACUAUAAUGGGAAUAGGGUGCCAUUUGGUAUGCAAUUUUCAACAGUAAUGAGGUUCAGUCAGGUUGGAUCCUCCUGUCAGUAAACACGGCCCUCCUUUAUCCCCCUGUCCUUUUGUCCCCCUCUCUUUUGUCCCCAUGUCCUUUUGUCCCCCUGUCCUUUUGUCCCCCUCUCUUUUGCCCCCCUGUCCUUUUGUCCUGUCUGUCACACUAGUGCUCCGCUGUGCUGGGUAAAUAGACAUUUCAGAGUCCCUUCCAUUGUUGUAUUUUUGUUCACAGAGACCGACAGGAUGGAAUGGGAAUGAGUGAGAUGGAGGGUUUGUGUGUGUUUGUUGAUGUUCAUCCCACAGCCAUAUUGAAAACUUUUUGUAGGCUCUUUGUUGCACAGCCCUCUCAGAAUGCCUUCUAUGUUGUGUGUAUUGCAUGGGGAGAACAUAAGGUGUGUGUGUGUGUGUGUGUGUGUGUGUGUGUGUGUGUGUGUGUGUGUGUGUGUGUGUGUGUGUGUGUGUGUGUGUGUGUGUGUGUGUGUGUGUGUGUGUACGUUUGUCAGAGUGAGUGCACGUGAGUUUGUGUAUUUGGGACCGGAGUAGCUGGGGGGGGUUUGAAAAUCAUGAUUUGUAAAUACAUUGUCAUAUUGCAAAAAAAGUUUGAUAAAGUAUUAUACAAUUGUGUAAAAGAAAAAGAUGUACAUAAGAUUUUAGAUAAGAAAAAAUUGUUGAUGACGGUAGAUUCAUUUAUUUGUAUAAAAGAACACUGUAUUGCCUGAUUGUACGAAAUAUGAAUUAACCACCAAAGUGUUUUGUGUUGUCGCUUGGUCUUGCUUCAUCUGAUAUCCUUUUAUUUUUCCAAUUUUGAUUUUAUUUAUUAGUACAAGUCAUACAAGGUGGUUCUUCCUCAAUAUUCUCCAUAUCAUCUCAUUGUCUUUCAUCCCCCGCUGUUUAGAAAAUUAAUUAUUGUUUUCUCGUGCCUUUUUUUCUUCUUUAGUUCUUUUUUUUACACUGUUUUGCUGUGGGAGGGAGAUGGGUUCUUAUGUACCUGAAAAGAACAUCUGUACUCAAAUUGCCAAAAUGGUCUGUCACCUUUUUAUUAUUUUCUGAAGUUGUUCUUAAAUAUCUCUAUAUAUUGAUAUAUACAAUUUUAUUGAACAUC